Molecule: messenger RNA, 555 nt
Organism: Thermothielavioides terrestris NRRL 8126
Lineage: Eukaryota; Fungi; Ascomycota; Sordariomycetes; Sordariales; Chaetomiaceae
Exons: 1
Coding region: 133-336 (67 amino acids)
Source: RefSeq, a predicted model, not a curated record
AUAUUGCGGAGAAGAGAUUCGGGAGUAGCCAGUUUUUUUGCGUUGCUCUUCUCUUUUCAGCGUUAUAGCUUCCCCAUAUUCUGGGCAUGCAGUAGUCAGGACCGAGGAGACACCACAACGUGACUGAGUAAGAUGCUGUCGCGCGCUAAGCUGCCUGGGCCCCCUGUCUGUGGCUCUGGGGCUCUGGGGGCCUGUGACUCUGGGGCUCUGUGGCUUUGGGGCUCUGGGGCUCUGGGACUCUGGGACUCUGCCCUGUGGCUCUGGGACUCUUGUGGCUCUUUGGCUCGGUGGCUCGAUGAUGGUGCUGGGGGGCUCUGCUCCAGCAUCUGGAUAUAGAUCUCUGCCUUCUUCCCACACUGGGAGGAGCCCCUUUGAUCUACAUCCUCUUCUCUAGUUCUCUCUUAGCUGAUGGUCUUGACUCUCUUGGAAAGUGAAGUGUGCUGGUCGGUGUCCAGAGCCGUCAGUUCACAGCUACCAUCCAAUCCUGCCUCAGCUAAUACAUUCAACGAGGCCCCCUCUGCAAGCUCCCGUUUCCCCACCGCUUCUUGCGGUCCC